GCCAUUCUAACCACAUCGUUUCUGCGCUUCACGUUACGCCGAGUGUAUGAGAGAGUGAGACUUUUUGUGAAUCGUUGAUAAAACUGGUUUUUGGUGAUUAUUAAUUAGCGAUCGGUUUCGGGCAUACGGUUCAAUCGAGUUUAAACCGGGUGUACAAGUGAAAGCUAAGGAUUUUAAUUGAAGAUUGAAGGAUUUUAAAAACGAGUUCAAUGAGCGAAACGAGCAAGUGAAAAUUGCUAAAAGACACUCUAUCCAAAGUUUGGAAAGGAAGAACAAGUGACGUGAACUAUGGUAAACAUUGACCCAACAGCAAUGAAUGGACAAACAAUGUUUAGUAUGGCCCGUGCGCCUUUAAAGUCGAACUUUUCGAUAAACUCGAUUCUGCCGGAAACAGCAAUGCAGACCUCUCCGGUACAUACGCCAUCACCGUCGCCACAUUCGUGCCAUUCACCGAUCGGGUCGGAAGAACAGGAUCAUGAUCUUACCGAUACCGAGUCGGACCUGGAUGUCACCGGAACGCCACCGCCAAUGGAUUGUAGCAAUAAGGACAAAUCAGAUGAAACUGAAGAUGGUGCCUCGAGUCCAAAGGACGGAGAAAAGAAGGGUAAUGAAAAACCUCCAUACAGUUACAAUGCUCUCAUCAUGAUGGCCAUUCGGCAAAGUGCUGAGAAACGCCUUACCCUGAAUGGAAUCUACGAGUAUAUUAUGAGGAACUUUCCCUACUAUCGUGAUAACAAACAAGGCUGGCAAAACUCGAUUCGCCACAAUCUUAGCUUGAACAAGUGCUUUGUGAAAGUGCCUCGCCACUACGAUGAUCCUGGCAAGGGAAACUACUGGAUGUUGGAUCCUUCCGCCGAAGAUGUAUUUAUUGGAGGAUCAACCGGAAAACUUCGCCGUCGCUCAACCGCUGCAUCCCGUAGCCGCCUAGCUGCCUUCAAGCGAUCUCUCGUAGGACCAAUGUUCCCAACUCUAGGCUAUCCGCAGUUCAACCAAUUCAUGUACCCAUCACCUGCCCAUGCCCAAACGGCCCUGUUGGCACAGAUGUACUCGCGCUAUGCUCCCUACGCCCCAAACAUCGCGCCAAAACCAUCCCUGCAACUCCCAUUAUCAAUUCCCGUCGGUGCUCCAGGAUUCGGUAUGGAUCGACUAUUAGCCGCCGGUGUUGCACCUCAAUUGACGCAUCAAACCAUCACUCAACAUCAUCAAGCUCAGGCAGAGCUGUACCAAAGACUUCAAUACCAGCACCUCCUCCAGCACCAUGCCGCCCAAGCACAAGCUCAAGCGGCCCAUAUGCAGCAGUUAAGUCCUACCGAAAACCAUCAGCAGCACUCGCCCACCCUGCCGAGCCAAGCUCCGUCCGGAAGCAGCGGCCAUCAUCAAGCACCCCAAGGAUCUCCGACGGGACCCACCAUCUUCAAACCGAUCCCAAGGCACAGCUGAGAAUCUCCCAGCCUGGUCAUACCGGACGCCGCUGAAGCCGAUACCUUCUAGUGCAAAUAUUUAUUUAUUAGCUAAUUUCGAGAGUCUACUUAGAGUUCUGCUGCAGACGCAAAGAUGGCAAACGCCACACCAGUGAUAUCUAGAGAGAAAAAGAGAUCAGAGCAUUAUUUCGAUUGAGGUUUUCAACUUUCCGACAGCUGUCCGUGAAAGCUUGGAACGUGCUAUAAUAGUGACUUAAUUAGUCUCACACCGAGUAUUGAGUUUUUUUCCAUGAAAAACGCACCUGUUGAGUAAAUGUGACUACUUUUUUUUAAAUAUAAUUAUGGAGAUUGUUAACGAACUGGUCUUUGUUGCAAUUGUACGCUAUACGCAUCGAACCAAUCACCAAGCGCUGUACAUAGUUGUAAAUUCCCUGUAAACGAAAAGUAUUAGCAAUUUUUUUUCUAGCCGUUAAGAAUCGAUUCAUUAUAUAAAUUAUAUUUUUCCCGGAAAAAGAAAAA
Molecule: messenger RNA, 1940 nt
Organism: Ochlerotatus camptorhynchus
Lineage: Eukaryota; Metazoa; Arthropoda; Insecta; Diptera; Culicidae
Product: fork head domain transcription factor slp2-like
Exons: 1
Coding region: 289-1440 (383 amino acids)
Biological process (GO): regulation of transcription by RNA polymerase II
Cellular component (GO): nucleus
Molecular function (GO): DNA-binding transcription factor activity; sequence-specific double-stranded DNA binding
Source: RefSeq, a predicted model, not a curated record